Jatropha curcas is the source of this 2757-nucleotide messenger RNA. RefSeq names its product potassium transporter 11. Gene Ontology annotation, cellular component: membrane. The record is from RefSeq and is a predicted model, not a curated record. Gene Ontology annotation, molecular function: potassium ion transmembrane transporter activity. NCBI's taxonomy places the organism in Eukaryota, Viridiplantae, Streptophyta, Magnoliopsida, Malpighiales, Euphorbiaceae. Gene Ontology annotation, biological process: potassium ion transmembrane transport.
AUCAGUGGCUAUGAUAAUUCAAUCAUUAAAGAGAGGGCUAAUAUGAAAGUACGGAUCUGUAUAUCAUAUAUCUGCAAAAUUUUUGCUCUGACUGCCAAAAUAAAGGCCACUGUUCUGUUUGUGAGCAUCUGAAGUGAAGUGUUGAGUGUUUGUGAGCAUCUGAAGUGAAGUGUUAAGUGUUAACUGAGCUGUUUCUGUGUUUCCUUUUCCUCUCCAGUUCAAAAUGAUUACCUGGGAUCAUUUGAGUUAAAACCAUAGAUGCAAUGUGAGUGAGAAACCAUUUGAAUUGAGUUGCAAAAUGGACUCAAGAGAAAGGAAUGAUUUUGAAGAAUCUGAUUGCAAAAGCAGAAUCUGGGCCUUGGAUCAGAAGCUGGAUCAGUCCAUGGAUGCAGAAGCCUUGAAGCUUAAGAACAAAUAUGAGGAAAAGAGAUCUUCCACCUCAUUGAUUUUGCGCCUCGCAUUCCAAAGCCUUGGCGUAGUCUAUGGAGAUCUAGGCACUUCUCCCUUGUAUGUCUUCUACAAUACAUUUCCUGAUGGAAUUGAAGAUCCAGAGGAUGUGAUUGGGGCUUUGUCAUUGAUUAUAUAUUCCCUAACUCUUAUUCCGCUUUUGAAGUAUGUUUUUAUUGUUUGCAGAGCAAAUGACAAUGGUCAAGGUGGAACAUUUGCUCUUUACUCACUACUUUGCCGACAUGCUAAAGUAAAGACUAUUCCUAACCAAGAUCACACUGAUGAAGAGCUGACAACAUACAGCCGCUCAAAAAUUCAUGAACAAUCAUUUGCUGCAAAGACCAAGAGAUGGUUGGAGGGACGUACAAUCUGGAAGAAUGCACUUCUUGUUCUUGUUCUUGUUGGCUCCUCCAUGGUUAUUGGAGAUGGAAUUCUCACUCCUGCUAUAUCAGUACUAUCAGCAGUUGAAGGAAUUAAAUUAGACCACCCCAAGAUGACCAGUGAUGUAGUUGUUUUUGUUGCUGUUGUGAUAUUAGUAGGCUUGUUUUGCAUGCAACACCACGGUAUAGAUAGGGUUGGUUGGCUCUUUGCCCCUAUUGUGCUACUCUGGCUUCUCUUGAUUGGAGGCAUUGGUAUAUUCAACAUUUGGAAAUAUGAUAAAGGCGUUUUGAAAGCUUUUUCACCUGUGUACAUAUAUCGUUAUUUCAAAAGGGGAGGUAGAAACAGUUGGCUCUCCCUUGGGGGCAUUAUGCUUAGUAUAACAGGAACAGAGGCCCUUUUUGCUGACCUCUCCCAUUUUCCAGUAUUGGCUAUACAGAUUGCAUUUACAGCAAUUGUUUUUCCAUGCCUUAUUUUCGCUUAUUCUGGCCAAGCUGCUUAUCUUAUGAAAAACUCAAAUAAUGUAGCUGAAGCAUUUUAUCGUUCUAUUCCAGAUAGCAUAUAUUGGCCAGUGCUUCUUGUUGCAACUGCUGCUGCUGUUGUUGCAAGUCAAGCAACUAUAUCUGCAACUUUUUCAUUAAUCAAACAGGCUCUUUCACUUGACUGUUUUCCAAGAGUUAAAAUUGUGCAUACAUCAAAAAGGUUCCUUAGUUGGAUAUACAUUCCAGACAUAAAUUGGAUCCUUAUGAUUCUUUGUGUUUCAGUGACAGCUGGGUUUAAAAAUCAAAGCCAAAUUGGAAAUGCAUCUGGGACUGCUGUUGUGAUUGUCAUGCUGGUGACCACAUUGCUUAUGAUUCUAAUCAUGCUAUUAGUCUGGCGGUGCCAUUGGAUGCUUGUCCUGAUUUUCACUAUUUUGUCAUUCAUAGUGGAGGGCACUUAUUUUUCUUCUGUACUCUGCAAGGUUAAUCAAGGUGGUUGGGUUCCCCUAGUAAUUGCAGCAGCAUUUUUUAUCAUCAUGUAUGCAUGGCACUAUGGUACUCUGAAGCGCUACGAGUUUGAAAUGCAUAGUAAGGUUUCAAUGGCAUGGCUUCUUGGACUCGGUCCGAGUUUAGGACUAGUUCGUGUCCCUGGAAUUGGUUUUGUGUACACCGAGCUAGCCAGAGGGGUACCCCACAUCUUUUCCCACUUCAUCACCAACCUACCUGCCAUCCAUUCUGUAGUUGUUUUUGUUUGUGUGAAGUAUUUGCCUGUCUACACAGUCAGAGAAGAAGAGAGAUUUCUUAUAAGGCGGAUAGGACCAAGGGAUUUCCGAAUGUUCCGUUGUGUUGCAAGAUAUGGAUAUAAAGAUCUCCAUAAGAAAGAUGAAGAAUUUGAGAAGAGACUCUUCGAUCACCUUUUCACAUUCGUCCGCCUGGAAUCUAUGAUGGAAGACUGUUCAGACUCUGAUGACUAUAGUGUAGAUGACCAGCAAACCGAGCCGUUGCAACAUUGUAAUCAUAAUGGUAAUGGAGUUUCAUCCAAUAUGAAUGCAACAGUCUCAUCCGGAGAUUCGAUCGAGACUCUUAAUUCUCCGGCUAAUGCAAAUGCAAUCAGGCCAAGUCAACCGAGCAAUCUGACUGCAAUCGAUGAGUUGGAGUUUUUAAGCAAUUGUCGAGAUGCGGGAGUAGUGCAUAUUCUGGGGAAUACAGUGGUGACAACAAGCAGGGAUUCAAAGUUUUACAAGAAGAUAGCCAUUGAUUAUAUAUAUGCUUUUCUUAGGAAGAUUUGCAGGGGAAGUAGUGCAGUAUUCAAUGUUCCUCAUGAAAAUCUCUUAAAUGUUGGACAAAUAAUUCGGGUAUAAUACUUUUGCAGCCAUUUGGGAAUGAAUAACAAAAAGAUGAGAUCAAUAUAUUUCGAUAUUAAUAGUGAUUUUGGUAACAGAUUUUUUAACCA